UGGUUUAGGUAUAUAGCAAAGCUAGUUAACUAAGCACAGCUUAAACUACACCAAAAACUAACAAAGAACAAUAAACAAUACACAGUACACAGUUACAACGGGUUUUGCCAUGUUAUUGUUAUUACUGUAGAAACGCUACAAAAAAAAACAAAAAAAAAAACAAAAAAAACAACAAAAACGAAAAGGAAAAGGAAAACCCUUCAUACAAACGUGCAGCAAAUUAAAGAACACAUCCUGGCAAGGCGAGCGAGCGAGUGUAAAGGAACUGUAAAGGAACAACACGCUUUACCUAUUGAUAGUUAUCUAAAAUACGAUCAUGUCACCCAAAGACGGCGGCGGCAUUGACCUCACCAAGCACAACAAUAACAAAUACACGCUCAGCCACAGCACAACGCAGCUGGCCGGCCAGGAGAAGGGUGCAGAUGGAGGCGGUGCAAAGACAGAGACGCCGCCGCAGCGGACGUGGCGGGAAAAGUUGCGUGUGGUUGCGAAUAAUGUCACCGUGGAGCCGAUACUUGCCGCCUACAUUAUGCCUAGCGUGCUCUCGAACCUGGCCACGCAGAACCUUAACUUGGAGAAGGCAUGCCGCGUCAACAUGGCCUACGGCGAUGAGAUCUGCGAUGCACUCACCCGCCGCCAAACGGCCAACUAUACGCUCGAGGAGGAGACGGUGCAACAGAUGGUCGCUCGGAUGGCGGCAUGGAAGACGGUGAUUCAGUCCCUGUUUCCCUGCCUCCUGAUCCUGUUCUGGGGCUCAUGGAGCGAUCGCCAUCGUCGUCGCAAGCCCUGCAUCCUCAUACCGGUGGUGGGCGAGUUCCUCGGCGUUGUUGGCCUCAUGCUUUGCGUCUACUUUGAGGAUGCACCCAUGGAAGCUGCUGCGCUUACGGAGGCCAUCUUCCCAUCCCUCAGCGGCGGCUGGUUCACCAUGCUGAUGGGCGUCUUCAGCUACAUUGCGGACAUAACCACCGAGGAGGAGCGCACCCUGCGCAUCGGCAUACUCAACGUCUGCUUCUCGGUGGGCGUGCCAAUAGGCAUGGCCUUCAGCGGCGUACUGCUCAAGCAAAUUGGCUUCUAUGGCGUCUUCACCAUUUCGGCAGCGUUUUAUGUGUUGGCCUUUGUCUAUGGCUUUUUCUAUCUGGAGGAGCCCGUGGCUCGACCGGAGAAGACCCUACCGCACAAGAGUCUGCUGGCAGACUUCUUUGACAAGGAGCAUGUGGUGCAAACAUUCCGCGUUGCCUUCCAGAAGGGCGAGAAUCAGCGACGUCAGCGCGUCAUCCUACUAAUGAUUGUGGUGAUGGUGAUCAUUGGACCGCUGCACGGCGAGAUGGCGGUCACGUAUCUGUUCACCCGUUUCCGCUUCAACUGGUCCGAGGUGGAGUUCAGUUUCUAUUCCACGUAUGCGAUGUUCACGGGCCUCAUCGGCGUCAUCUUCUGCGUGGGCGUACUCUCGCACAAGCUGAAUAUCGAUGAUGCACUCGUGGGUGUGCUAUCCAGCACAUCGAAGAUUCUGUCCUCGUUUGUAUAUGCCUUUGCCACACUGCCGUGGCAUAUGUAUCUGGGCGGUUUGGUUGAGAUCUUCAACGGCACCGCCUUCAUUGCGAUGCGCUCGAUAGCCACCAAGCUGGUGUCCAAGGAUGAACUGGGUAAGGUGAACUCGCUGUUCGGCGUUGCUGAGGCACUCAUGCCCAUGGUCUUUGCACCCAUGUAUACGACACUGUAUGCUGCCACGCUCCGGGUGCUGCCUGGCGCCUUUUUUCUCCUUGGCGGCGGCCUAACCAUGUUCUCCGUGGGCAUCUUUCUGUGGAUGUACCGUUUCCAGGUGCGACAGCGUCGCAAUGGAAUGCGCACGGAUACGGAGCAUGCCUCGUUCCGGGAAACCAAUGGCAACAUCAAUGCCAUUGAGGCACUCGUACUGGCCAGCGAGGCCAAGGGUCAGUUGAAUGGCAUCAUUGCCAAUGUGAUACACGAGUCCUUGGAGCAUGCGGAUCCAAAUGCAGUCAAUCCAAUCCCUGCGACGCCUGCAACGACAACGACAACGUCAUCGCCAGCGGCAGCAGCGCGGCAAAAUGGCAUUGAGAAUCGUGGCUUUGUGCAGGACGCACAGGAUGCCAAUGGCAAGGAUGCCUAGGAUUCCCCAUCUCCCCGUCUAUUAUUUGUAUAUGUUUCAUAAUUAUUCUGUACCUACUUACUACUACUACUACUAUGCGGGCGGGCCUGUUAACACCCGAACCCCCUUAUUUCUGAAUUGGGUUGAGCAGGUCGUGUAUUAUUAUCUGUACCUACAAAUACAUACGUUAACGUAUUGUACGAUCUGUAAAUUUGCUUAGUUUUAAGUGCGAAAAACUUGUUUACUAUUCAAUUUGCAUAAUUUUUUUUUGUUUUUGUUUUUUUUUUAUUGAUUAGACUUAAGACUGUAAAAGUAUUGAAUAAAUGUAAUAACGUCCACAA
Drosophila grimshawi is the source of this 2448-nucleotide messenger RNA. RefSeq names its product solute carrier family 46 member 3. Bases 317 to 2128 code for a protein of 603 amino acids. The transcript is spliced from 5 exons. Gene Ontology annotation, biological process: transmembrane transport. Gene Ontology annotation, molecular function: transmembrane transporter activity. The record is from RefSeq and is a predicted model, not a curated record. NCBI's taxonomy places the organism in Eukaryota, Metazoa, Arthropoda, Insecta, Diptera, Drosophilidae. Gene Ontology annotation, cellular component: membrane.